AUGGGCGCCAGGAUUGCCCCAGAAGGGGGCGGGGCUCAGAGGCGGGGCCCUCCCAGUGGGAAGGGCCGGGGCCUGAGCCGGGAGGGCCAGGGUGGACCCUCUGUGCCUGGGGCUGCUGACCAGGCCCAGGGCCAGGAGGGCGGGGUGUCGGGUGGGGCCCCACCGGGAGGGAAAUGGGAGGGCCCAGGGGUUGACGGUGAGCUCAGCCAGCGCGGCAUCCACAGCCCUCGCUCCGCUCGGCCCCUGGCCCGCAGGACUGGCUGGGCAGCAACUCUCAGGGCCUCACCCGCGGGCGGCAUCCUGCCCAGCUGGGCCCCGGCUGCCUCCUGCUUCUGUCCGCGAACCUCAGCCCGGCCCCAGCCCAGCAGCCGCCCUGGCCCGGCGCACCCCGGCCACCGCGUCUCCCCGGGUGUCCGAGCCUCCUCCCCAGACACAGGAAGGCAGCCUGCCCGCCCGGCCUGCCCCCACUCCCGGCUCCAGCUUCCUCGAGCACUGGGCACCGGGACGCACUUGGGAACGUGGUCCCGAUUCCCACCGUUCCCUGAAGUCCACGAGAAGGCCCCAGGCCCAGGAGCAGGCUGGUCUAGAGCCCUCCCAGCGCUCUACGCCAGGGGCAGGUUCUGGCCCAGUCUGUCCCUGCUCGCGUUCCAAGGGAACCUAGUUAGUUCUUUUCCUCCGGAAAUAGACCCGCUUGAAGGGCUGAAUUCCGACUUUCACGAGCAGCCGCCAGGGGGCGCCCGCGGAGCCCCGCUAGCUGCCUCGGAGGCUUUCAGGGUGGGAGAGCGCGGAGCUGCCGGAACGCGCCGAGGGCCUCCAGACACCGCAGAGACUCCUCCGUUCUUCAGGCUCCUCCUGGGAAGGGCCAGCAUGGAGCCCCCAGAUGCUCUCCCCCGGCCCCUCUGGUCUUCAGGCACGGGCUUUCCCAGGACGAAAGUCCGCACACCCCGCCCCUUCCCUCACAGAGGUCAAGCCCAGACCCCGGCCGCCGGCAACCAGUCCAAGCGGCUCUCCGGGGGCCUAGUUCCCCCCACUCCCCGACGCCCCUGA
This is a messenger RNA of Dama dama (fallow deer), 1047 nucleotides long. Its product is annotated as basic salivary proline-rich protein 2-like. The record is from RefSeq and is a predicted model, not a curated record. The transcript is spliced from 5 exons. Lineage: Eukaryota; Metazoa; Chordata; Mammalia; Artiodactyla; Cervidae. Bases 1 to 1047 code for a protein of 348 amino acids.